This is a messenger RNA of Gigantopelta aegis, 2986 nucleotides long. RefSeq names its product zinc finger protein 234-like. Gene Ontology annotation, biological process: regulation of transcription by RNA polymerase II. The record is from RefSeq and is a predicted model, not a curated record. The transcript has 2 exons. Lineage: Eukaryota; Metazoa; Mollusca; Gastropoda; Neomphalida; Peltospiridae. The coding region runs from base 501 to 1802 and encodes 433 amino acids. Gene Ontology annotation, molecular function: RNA polymerase II cis-regulatory region sequence-specific DNA binding; DNA-binding transcription factor activity.
UUUCAAUUCGUGUUUUCAGCGACUCUCGUGUCAUUGAUGAGUUUUGUGUAGACAAGAUGAGACUGCAGAAAGAAGUGUAUGGAAAAUACAGUGGCUAUUCAAGUAAUCAGUCCAGUGUGUUGAAGAGCUCUUUGCUAAUCCCUUAGGUCCUUGCUUUCCGGUGUCAUUUUUAUCCUUGUUCUGCAGUUCUAUACUAAACAAAGCGACCGCACACUGCAGUGUGCAAAAGUAUUGUUCCGAGUUAUUACAUGAAAAAGAAUGCCUGCGAAUACUCAAGAGACAUCUUCCAAGGGCACGAUGCUUUCAGCAUGUUCAUCUAAACGUUAUGACCAGAAAAGACACCAACUAAUGGGUAAUGGAGAUAAACCCUUCAAGUGUGGGAUGUGUUCAAAAUCUUUCUUAAAAUGUCCUACCAUUAAGAAGCACAUGAUAAUCCACACCGAUGUCCCAUUUGCUCGAAAUGUUGUUCGUGUUCUACAGAUCUCAAAAGACAUAUUUUGAUGCAUACCGGGGAGAAACCUUUUAAAUGCGAUAUUUGUUUGAAAUGCUUUUCGCAAAACUCUAGUCUUAAACUGCAUACGCAGACCCAUACUGGGCAAAAACCUUUUAUGUGCCAGUUGUGUUCAAAAUAUUUUACGCAGCGUUGUUCUCUGCAGCAACAUAUGUUGACACAUACGGGAGAGAAACGGUUCAAAUGCGAAGUGUGCACAAAACGUUUCUCUCGGAAAGCGGACUUGAAAUCUCACAUGUCGAUCCAUACUGGACAGAAAGAUUUCGAAUGCGAGGUGUGUUCAAAAUGUUUUUCAAGGAGAUGUGACCUCGCCACUCACAUGUUAGUCCAUACUGGGCAGAGGAAUUUCAAAUGUGAAGUGUGCCAAAAAUGUUUUGUACAGAGUUCUGCUCUAAAAAGACACACGUUAACCCACACUGGCGAGCGGCCUUUCAAAUGUGAAAUAUGCGGGAAAUGUUACGCAGAGAAGGGUGUUCUGCAAAAUCAUGUUAUGUCGAUUCAUACAGGACACAAGCCAUUUAAGUGCGAGAUAUGUUCAAAAUGUUUUGCGAAUCUUUCUAUUCUUAAAAGGCAUAUGCUUAAACAUACGGGGGAAAGAAAUCUCGAAUGCGAGGUGUGCAAAAAAUCUUUCUCGCAGAGUUCGAUCCUGAAAAAUCACAUGUUGAUCCACACGGGACAGAAAGAUAUCGAAUGCGAGGUGUGUUCCAAACGUUUCUUUAAAAGAUAUGCCCUCAAUAGUCACAUGCUUGUCCAUACGGGACAGAAGAAUUUCGAAUGCGAAGUGUGCAAAAAAUGUUUUGCAAAACGCGUUACACUAGAAAAGCAUAUGACAGUUCACACUGGUCAGAGGCCUUUCAAAUGUGAAAUAUGCGAGAAAAGAUAUUCAGGCAAGUAUAGUAUGCAGACGCAUAUGGCAGUUCACACAGGACAGAAACCUUUUAAGUGUGAGGUGUGUUCGAAAUGUUUUGCAAAGCGCUAUGACCUAAAACAACACAUGUUUACCCAUUCGGGAGAGAGAAAUUUCAAAUGCGAGGUGUGCACGAAAUGUUUUCGCACGAGUUCGAUCUUGAAAGGUCACAUGUUGACCCAUACUGGACAGAAAGAUUUCGAAUGCGAGGAGUGUUCCAAGCGCUUCUCGAAGAGAUCAAGCCUCACUAGUCACGUGGUAGUUCAUACGGGACAGAGAGAUUUCCAGUGUCAAGUGUGCAACAAAUGUUUUGCACGAAGUUCUACACUGACAAAACAUACAAAAAUCCAUACUAGGCAGAAGCCUUUAAAAUGCGAAAUUUGAUAAUAACAAAAUCGUUUUCCAGAGAAGUUUACUCUGCAGAUUCAUAUGUUAAUACAUACAGGGCAAAGACUUUAAAAUAUGAGAUUUCUCAAAACGAUUCAUGUAGCGUUCUAACCUCAAAAUGCUAUAUUGACCCAUUCGAGACGACAAGAAUUCGAAAUGUGUUUAAAGAUAUAACUAGAAAUUUCUGGUUUCCGUGAAUUCUGCGACAGUCUUCGCCGACUGACGCAGACUAAAGACGUUUUUUGCUGUGCGUUGAAUGGGGGAGUUGAAACCAGUUACAUUUUGCAAAUCUCGGUGGCGUAUCUAAAUUUAAGACGAUUUAAGAUUAGGGAUAGGGGUAGAACGUCGUGUCUAUUACCUGUUUUCACUGUCGCUAAAUCCAUUUAAAAGAAUUGCCACUUAAAAUAAAAGCUUUUCCAAUAGUGACCAUGUGGAAAGCAUAUGAAAUACUUGAGCUCUGUUUUAUUGCUGGUUGGUCAGUGUAAUGGAAAAUGGAUAAUAAAAUCCACCAUGCUUACUUUAGGGCAAUAUAGUAAGUUAUGUUUGCGAUAUGGGUGAACACUGCCAGGAAGUGAUGUUCCAGUGAUUGAUUAUAAUCGGAAAUAUAUCAGUUUUGGCUCUACUUCUGUGAUGAUCCAUAAUCGAUUGUGUUGGGUAAAAUGUUAACAAUAAUUGUUUCUCCAGUUUAGAUGCCACGGUUGGUGUUAAUUUUCAAGUGUACUUGAAGAAAAGAAAUUAUUAAAAAGUUCUUUAAAGUACAAUUGGCUAUUUUCGGUAUACGCCGGUGAACAGGUGCAUUGCCUUUAUAGUUCAAAUUCUUAUUAUGACCAUAUAAUUCUCACGGAUUGUGUAAUCGAAAGUUGAUCGGUUGGUACAAACCGAUUAUAACCGAUGAUUGACGAUGCAAUUCCAAUCGAUUCCCACUCCUACGAGAAUAGACGAUUGCAUAGCGUCCGAUUUCAUGUUCGUUGUCACCAAUGUAAAGUUGAUAAGACCCGAUCUUUUAAGUCAACUGGUUUUGUUGACUGUUGAUGAUUUGAUACACGGAAAGGUCUCAUAUUCUUUUUAAAUGUUUUUUUCCUGUGUUUGCUUCAAUUUUUUUUUAGAUAUUAUCGACUAACAGAGACUUUUUAACGAUUUUUAAUUACAUAUUAAAUAUAUUUUUCUGCAUAAAAUAUUAG